Cooperia oncophora is the source of this 591-nucleotide messenger RNA. The record is from the annotation of a GenBank genome assembly. Lineage: Eukaryota; Metazoa; Nematoda; Chromadorea; Rhabditida; Trichostrongylidae.
AUGCGAGUAGUUCAAACAUCGCUUAUUCCUGAACUCGCCCCUGGAAACAAGUACACAGGGAUAACUAGAUUAUUCAAUGCCGAUCAUGGAAAGAGGCAGUGGAACUUCAGAUCCAGUCAGAAGACGACAAACGAAAACAUUAAGGCUGACGCUGAGCUCUUUGACUGUCCCCCCAGUCGCGCUUUUGACACUUACUUCAUCAGCAAUGGAGAAGAAACAGAAAUAUGGAAGGGACGUAAUCCUCUCUUGUUCGAAUGCGCAUCUUCUCAGCGUGCAAAAAAUGUGUAUUGCUCCGUGAUACACAACUGCAUAUGUCAACCAGCAGAGCUACAAAUCCUAUGUAACUGCAUGGACAACAGCAUCACGGCACUGUUCGAAAAACAGCACGAAAAUCGCCUACCUGUACGACAACCUUGGGUGUUUUUUGACAAGUCUAGGCGAGACCCUAGCUCUGUCAGCGCACUCAUACCAACCUUGAUCACGGCAGAACUCUUGGUCACAGUUAAAGAAGAUAUUAACAUGAUCACUAAGGAAGUAUCGAACAUGACCUGCAAGAUAGGUAACGCGAUGGCUCAAGGAUGCUAUCAGUAA